Camelus dromedarius (Arabian camel) is the source of this 1204-nucleotide messenger RNA. RefSeq names its product proteasome 26S subunit, non-ATPase 8 (gene PSMD8). Lineage: Eukaryota; Metazoa; Chordata; Mammalia; Artiodactyla; Camelidae. The transcript has 7 exons. Gene Ontology annotation, cellular component: nucleus; proteasome regulatory particle, lid subcomplex; cytosol. Bases 52 to 1107 code for a protein of 351 amino acids. Gene Ontology annotation, biological process: proteasome-mediated ubiquitin-dependent protein catabolic process. The record is from RefSeq and is a predicted model, not a curated record.
CGACUUCCGGUCACCAUCUUGAGUGACAGCAGAGGCGGAGCUCCGACUGGCAUGUUUAUUAAGCGCCGGGCUCCGAGGGCACCUACCCGAGAGCGACUGAACACUAGUCGCGGCGGGCGGAGGCGGGCAGUCGCAGCCACGCCCUCGGCUUUGGGCUCCUCCUCCCGGCCCCCCUUCCGCCGGGCGAGCAGCUGUAGGCGUUGCUGCCGUAAAUUGGGCCGGCGGUUUGCCGCAUCACGGAAGAUGGCGGCGGCGGCGGUGAACGGGGCGGCGGGCGCCUCGAGCUCCGGGACUGCGGCGGCCUCGGGCGCAGUCCUGCAGGCCGCGGCCGGCAUGUACGAGCAACUCAAGGGCGAGUGGAACCGUAAAAGCCCCAAUCUUAGCAAGUGCGGGGAAGAGCUGGGCCGUCUCAAGCUGGUUCUGUUGGAGCUCAAUUUCCUGCCAACCACAGGGACCAAACUGACCAAACAGCAGCUCAUUCUGGCGCGUGACAUACUGGAGAUCGGGGCCCAAUGGAGUAUCCUACGCAAGGACAUCCCCUCCUUCGAGCGGUACAUGGCCCAGCUUAAAUGCUACUACUUCGAUUACAAGGAACAGCUCCCCGAGUCGGCCUACAUGCACCAGCUCUUGGGCCUCAACCUUCUCUUCCUGCUGUCCCAGAACCGGGUGGCUGAGUUCCACACAGAGUUGGAGCGGCUACCUGCCAAGGACAUCCAGACCAAUGUAUACAUCAAGCAUCCAGUGUCCCUGGAGCAAUACCUGAUGGAGGGCAGCUACAAUAAGGUGUUCCUGGCCAAAGGCAACAUCCCUGCUGAGAGCUAUACCUUCUUCAUCGACAUCCUGCUUGACACUAUCAGGGACGAGAUCGCUGGGUGCAUCGAGAAAGCCUAUGAAAAAAUCCUCUUCACUGAGGCCACCCGGAUCCUCUUCUUCAACACACCCAAAAAGAUGACGGACUAUGCCAAGAAGCGAGGAUGGGUCCUGGGUGUCAACAACUACUACAGCUUUGCCAGCCAGCAGCAAAAGCCGGAAGAUACCACCAUCCCCUCCACGGAGCUGGCCAAACAGGUCAUCGAGUAUGCCCGGCAGCUGGAGAUGAUCGUCUGAGCCUGCCAGGCACUGGGGUGGGCAGGGUUUGCAUUAUUUAAAGCAGAUGCAGUGCAGGGUUUCCUCCAAUAAAGGUGGAUUGACAUUUUCUCUCUUA